AUGCAGCGCACGUGUCUACAAAACCUGACCACACUACACCAGCGUCUGCCCACACGUGCAGAAAGCAUGGCACUGGUGUCUGGUGUUUAUCUACCCAAGGCUAGCCAAGGCCCAAGGACGAAGCAAGGCACCCCGCCCAAGCUCAAGGCACGUCGACACGUCAACCGGCGUGACAGUCAACACUCAAGCUUGUCAUUCAAUAUUCAACUGCCAUUGCCGGCUCACCUGUUCUCAGUCUCCAAGCAGGCUGUUCGACUCGAAUCUAUUGUGAAAGACUUCACGAAACAGUACAACUAUGCAAGUCAACAAUACCACAAGUCAAAACUCAUAUCUGAAUCCUACAUCUGCAGGUCCUCGCUGUAUAUUUUUAUCUCCGUUGUCGGACAGAGCCCAGUGGAUGCCCAUUGUAAAUCAAGUGAAUUGGCUCUCUGGCAGGCUCUGCCUUUAAAACAAAGUUUUAUCGCUACUGCAACACUCUCACCACAGCCCAACUACAUCAUCCCACUCCAAUGA
Laccaria bicolor S238N-H82 is the source of this 513-nucleotide messenger RNA. RefSeq lists its product as uncharacterized. The transcript is spliced from 4 exons. Lineage: Eukaryota; Fungi; Basidiomycota; Agaricomycetes; Agaricales; Hydnangiaceae. Bases 1 to 513 code for a protein of 170 amino acids. The record is from RefSeq and is a predicted model, not a curated record.